UUUGCUGCAUCUCUAGGACAUGGUGAUGUUUGCAUUUGAUACGCUGUGCCUCGUGAACCCAAAACACUGGAGUCCUUUGAAGAUUAUGUAAAAGUACAGGUGCAGAUACUCCUCAAAGAGAGUAAUAAUGGGACCAGGCAUUCAAGAAUAUCCUUUAUUACUGCACAGAGAGACACAGAAAAAGGGAAGCCAAAUCAAUGAAACCCACAAAGGAAUGGUAAAUUACAGUGGUGGAAACAGCCAUCUGAGUACCACGGGACUAAAGAAACAAAUAUCUCAUGUGAGAUCUUCUGGAAGAUUAGACAGAAGUAUAUCAAAUGCCACUGAAAAGAUUUCCCAUGACACUCAAGAUGAUAACCGACCAACUGUUUUUUACAAGGAAAGAAACCAUCUGGAUGACAACAUUCAACCAAGCAGAAUGUCGAGUGCUUGCACAUCGUUGCACAGAGUGAAAGGAUCAAAGAGGAGUGUCCCAGAAAGAAAGCAAAGUGAAGCUGUACUGCACAGGAUCUCCCCCAGUAUUAAGGGCAGCUCACAAGGUAGCUUUAGCAAGGCAAAAGAGGUCCCGACGCAACGUUUUUACUGCAGUAAAAAAAAGCAGUCAGAAAGUUCUCGUAAGGAACAUGUUGCUGAAGCUACUCCGUGCUCCUCUAAAUGGCAAGAAGCAUCUGUAGAUGAGAUGCUUCUUGAUUUUGAAUCAGUACAAAUUAUUAAAGAGGAUGCUGAAGAUGAUAGUGCCAGUGACCUUUCUGAUUCAGAAAGGAUUCCCAUUCCCCCGUCUCCCUGCACACCACCAGAACUCAUUCUCAGAGCUGAAGAAAUUGAUCCGGUUUGUUUGGAGCACGUCCUUGAUACAGGGUUUAAAGAAUCAGAUUAUUAUUACUCAGAUUUCCUCCCACCACCUUUCAACUCUUGGGAUUUGAAGCAGCUGUCCAUCUUUGUUCAUGUAGAGGGUAAAUCUGAAUUUCGACCGAAGCCGGCAGGAUUUCUUGAGAAAUACAUUGAUCGCCUUUUGCAGCUGGAAUGGCUGCAAAUGCAGACUGUACAGAAUGAGAAAGGAAAGGCAGCAAAAGUCAGACCUCAAACUGCUCCCAGCUCCAUACGUCCCCUAAAAAGCUCUGGCAAAGGCAAAGCACUGCACAGCCCUUUGCCCAACAAGCAAACCGCUCCCCAAGAGAGCAUUCUGAAGCUGCCCACAAGCUAUUCAGGUCACAGGAGAGACUCAUUCUAUGAAGAAAAUCGCCAGUUACGUGCACAUCCAGGUCACUUGAGAGUUUCUGAAAGAAUGGGGUAUACACUGUCAUCUGAGAGACAAUCUGGGGAAGGAAGGAGUGAGUUGAGAAAGAGACCAACUGUAAAGCAGCAGCUUCUCAAUCUGCAGCCCUCUGAGAACAGCUCUAAAAUGCAAGGCAUUGGGAACGUCAGACCCCCUAAGCAGUCCCCUGCAUUCCAUGCUUCCGCUGCUCCCAUUAAAGGCUUAAAAACGUAUGCAUGUACAAAUCCAAAGAAAAACGGCAAUGCUAAUAAUUGUGUUCCUUCCAAAAAAACAACAGGGGACAGGAAAAUGAAAACAAAUGGCACGAAGCAAACCUCACGUAAAUUUAAAUGAAAAAACAUGAGUAAGUGUCAAUGCUUGGCUGCUAGAAAGCAUUUGGCCGUGUAGAAGGGUCAUGUUUUCUUCAUAAGAAAAUCUUGAGGAAAAUAUGUUUUUGAUGCAUUGUUCUAAAUCAGCACUAUUUAAUAAAUGUGAUCAUAAACCAGCAAGGCCAUCAGGAAUCUUCUCCUUGAAGGCAAAUGUCUUCCAUUGGUCUUUCCUCAAAAAUAUUUAGCAUUGCUAAAUGAAUAUAGCACAGGCUAAAUAAUCAAGUUUAUAGAAA
This is a messenger RNA of Tinamus guttatus (white-throated tinamou), 1877 nucleotides long. It is a transcript of the gene FAM217B, whose product is annotated as family with sequence similarity 217 member B. NCBI's taxonomy places the organism in Eukaryota, Metazoa, Chordata, Aves, Tinamiformes, Tinamidae. The record is from RefSeq and is a predicted model, not a curated record.